Molecule: messenger RNA, 1851 nt
Organism: Parastagonospora nodorum SN15
Lineage: Eukaryota; Fungi; Ascomycota; Dothideomycetes; Pleosporales; Phaeosphaeriaceae
Exons: 1
Coding region: 1-1851 (616 amino acids)
Biological process (GO): transmembrane transport
Cellular component (GO): membrane
Molecular function (GO): transmembrane transporter activity
Source: RefSeq, a predicted model, not a curated record
AUGUCCCCGUCAUCCUCGAAGCGAAGCAGCAAUGGCGGCAUCACCACCAUCGACAAGCUCGACUACCUGCCCCAGAACUCGCCGCGCCGCCCGCUGCUCGCCCCCGACGACAACAGCGACGCACACUCCCACUCCCACUCCAACUCCAACUCCAACCGCCGCAGCCAGGACACGAGCUACGCCGGCAGCUUCUUCGAGCACGUGGCCGAGGGCAUCAUGGAGCGCGACCGCGAGCGCAUGCAGCGCAUCUUCCUGCGCUGGCUGAGCUUCGGCUGGGCCAUUGUCAACUGCCUGUGCGCCGGCAGCAUCACCGCCUUCUCGCUGUACGGCCACCUGUUCCAGUCCAAGCUGCACUACACCCAGUUCCAGGUCAACUUCGUCUCCAUCGGCGCUGAGCUCGGCCUGUACCUGCCCGUGCCGAUAUUCGGAUACCUCUGCGACCGCCUGGGGCCCGGCGUCCCCUCUGCGCUCUCGGGCCUCCUCUUUGGCCUGGCAUACCUGCUGGCCGCCUUCACAUACAAGAGCGGCCCGCCGCCGUCUGCCGGUGGCCACGGCUGGUCCUAUGGCGUCAUGGUGCUGGCCUUUGCCCUGGUGGGCAUGGGCACCUCCUGUAUGUACCUCUCUGCCGUCACGACUUGCGCGAAGAACUUUGGGCGCGGAAAUGCAAAGGGCAUCGCACUCGCCGUGCCCAUUGCCGCCUUCGGACUCAGCGGCAUGUGGCAGAGCCAGAUCGGAAGCCGCGUGCUGUACGAGAGGAACCCCGACGGCAGCAAAGGAGAUGUCGACGUCUUCCGCUUCUUCCUCUUCCUCGCCAUCCUGCUGUUCGUCGUCGGCCUUGUCGGCUGCUUUGCCCUGCGCAUCAUGGACGAGGGCGAGAUGAUCGACGAGGCAGUCGACGAGCUCGAGAGAUCCGGUCUGCUGGCCCAGGACAAGUUCUUCACCCAGGCCGCCCACCACCACGGCUACGGCACCAUGUCCACCCACGACCUCUCCGACUCGACCUUUGACUUCCUGCAGUCCGAAGCCGAGGCCCUCAAGGCCAAGCACGAGGAAGAGAAGCGCAAGAAGACGUGGCUCCUCAACGAGGAAACACGCCGCUAUAUCCUCGAUCCAACCAUGUGGUGGCUCGCAGGCGGCUUCGUCCUCGUCACCGGUCCCGGCGAGGCCUUCAUUAACAACCUCGGAACCAUCAUCGACACCCUCACCCCACCCCACGUCUCCUCCAACACCUCCCCCGCGACCCACGUCUCCAUCGUCGCCAUCACCUCCACCCUCGCCCGCCUCCUCACCGGCACCCUCUCCGACAUCCUCGCCCCCGUCGCCCCCUCAAACCAACACCGCCGGGGCCCAGACUCCAUCGCAAACUCCCUCGCCUCGCUGCCCCCACUCGACCACCAACCCAAGCGUUUCUCCGUCUCCCGCAUCACCUUCCUCCUCGCAUCCGCCCUCGUCCUCUCCCUCGGCCAACUCCUCCUAGCGUCCGGAUGGGUGCAAAACCACGCAUCCCGCUUCGCUGUCAUAUCCGCCCUAAUUGGCUCCGGCUACGGCGCCGUCUUCUCCCUCACCCCCAUCGUCGUGUCCGUCGUCUGGGGCGUCGAGAACUUCGGCACGAAUUGGGGUAUUCUAGCCAUGACGCCUGCUGCAGGUGCGACGCUCUGGGGCGCUGUGUACGCUGCUGUAUAUCAAAAGGGCGCGGAUGGGAGCGAGAAGGGCGAUGUCUUGUGUCAUGGUAAAGGUUGCUAUGCGCCGACUUUUUGGGCAAUGGCGAUUAGCGUCUGGGUCGCCAUGGGAUUGUGGGUGUAUGCGUGGAGAGGGCCUGGUGGGUGGAAGAGGAGGGGUGUUGCUGUUUAA